AAGCACAAAGAGUUUUCAUCUCUUUCUCGACUCUCCUUCCUAUUUCUUUCCUUGUACAAGUUGAAGACAGUUCAAUCUUAGCUUUUUCUCGUCAACUCACAGCUACUUCUUUAUCUCUACUCUCCAAUUUCUAUAUAUAUAUUGCUCUUUCUUGGGUUCUCUAGUGGAAGUUUAGUUUUAUAAUAGCAGCUUGUUCAACUACUAUAAAGAUUUUCAUUGCAAAGACAAGAUUUGAAGCCUAUGGAAUAUACAAACUAUGUCAAUACCUCCUUGGAUCUUAAUGCCAACCCUCGUCAACUCUUUAAUGUUCUCCCUGUGAAACAUGAGGCUCAGAGCAGUUUCAUUGAUUUUGGACUCAGCACUACUUCAUUACUUCAUGAUCAGAGUGGGGCCUUGGUUGAGGAGUUGAACAGAGUGAAUGCAGAGAACAAGAAGCUGACUGAGAUGUUAACUGUCAUGUGUGAGAAUUACAAUGCUUUGAGAAGCAAUUUGAUGGAAUACAUGAACAGGAAUCCAGAAGUUACUACAACUGAUGACAGUACUACAUCAUCCAAGAAGAGAAAGACCACAGAAAACACUAUCAAUAAUAACAACAAUGGUUCAGCUACUGCAGCAGCAGCAGGAGCUGUGGGAGCUGUGGUUAACAGAAGUUCAGCAGAGAGCAGCUCAAGUGAAGAAGACACUACUUCAUUCAAGAAAGCAAGAGAAGAACACAUCCAGGCUAAAAUCUCGCGGGUUUAUACGCGAAGCGAGCCUUCUGAUACCACAGGACUACUAGUUAAAGAUGGUUAUCAAUGGAGGAAAUAUGGCCAAAAGGUCACCAGGGAUAACCCUUGCCCUAGAGCUUACUUCAAAUGCUCUUUUGCCCCUACUUGCCCUGUCAAGAAGAAGGUUCAGAGAAGUGUUGAGGAUCAAUCUAUCUUAGUAGCAACGUACGAGGGUGAGCAUAACCAUCCUCACCCUGCUAAAGUUGAGGCCAAUAACUCGGGUUCUAACCGAACUGCAUCGACUCUGAGUUCAGUUCCAGGCUCAGCCUCUCUCAACACAUCGAGACCUGUUAAUAACACAAUUACGCUUGAUUUAACAAAAUCCAACAAGUCCAAUGAAGAUGCCAUUAAAUCUUCUGCACCUAAGGUUGAGUCGCCAGAGUUUCAGCAGUUCUUGAUAGAUCACAUGGCUUCUUCGUUAACAAAAGACCCAAGUUUCAAAGCAGCGCUUGCCGCAGCAAUCUCAGGACAGAUUCUCCGACAGAAUCAGACCGAGAAAUGGUGAAGUUACAGUUGAAGAAAAACUUCGACAAGAGUCAUCUCAAAUUUAUGCUACUCGAUUUCAGCUAGAAGUGUCCGACUCGAUAAUAUUUUGAGACUAUUUCUCAAAUAUUUCUUUGAACAAUUUUAGAGAAAUAGAGGCGGGCCAGCCCAUUAUUGGUGUAAAUAGCACAUGGAGGAAAAGAAAAUAGCUGUUAGAAGUCAAAAUUGGAGUCUGAAAAUUUAUUCACAGUUAGAGGACGAAUUAGAUUACAACCAGAAGUUUUAAAUGACAUAUCGGCUUGUAUUUCCCACCAGCUAUUCUCAAAUGUUCAUACGCGAAAUUCUUCUUGGCGUAAA
Messenger RNA from Daucus carota subsp. sativus, 1607 nucleotides. RefSeq names its product probable WRKY transcription factor 40. Gene Ontology annotation, molecular function: DNA-binding transcription factor activity; sequence-specific DNA binding. Gene Ontology annotation, biological process: regulation of DNA-templated transcription. The transcript has 4 exons. Lineage: Eukaryota; Viridiplantae; Streptophyta; Magnoliopsida; Apiales; Apiaceae. The record is from RefSeq and is a predicted model, not a curated record. Bases 241 to 1272 code for a protein of 343 amino acids.